AUGACGGAAACAAGAGAAGAGAAGAAGCGUUUUGAACCCAAGGUGCCUGUUGAGCUCGAUCCGCCCAAGGAUGACCCCAUUUCCCUAGAGGAACUGGCCAAAUGCGACGGCACCGAUCCUAACCGUCCGACUCUGGUCGCUAUCAAGGGAGUCGUUUUCGACGUGAGUAAGAACGCUGCGUACGGCGCCCAGGGUUCAUACCGAGUCUUCGCCGGUAAGGACGCUUCUCGUGCCCUCGCAUGCUCUUCCCUCAAGCCCGAACAAUGUGUACCAGAGUGGUAUGAUCUCGAUGACAAGGAGAAGACCGUACUGAACGAAUGGUUCACCUUCUUCAGCAAGCGGUACAACAUCGUCGGCAAGGUCGAGGGUGCCAAAAACACUUAG
This is a messenger RNA of Penicillium soppii, 384 nucleotides long. RefSeq names its product putative progesterone binding protein. The transcript is spliced from 3 exons. Lineage: Eukaryota; Fungi; Ascomycota; Eurotiomycetes; Eurotiales; Aspergillaceae. Bases 1 to 384 code for a protein of 127 amino acids. The record is from RefSeq and is a predicted model, not a curated record. Gene Ontology annotation, cellular component: endomembrane system; membrane.